Messenger RNA from Argiope bruennichi, 8920 nucleotides. RefSeq lists its product as uncharacterized. The transcript is spliced from 11 exons. The record is from RefSeq and is a predicted model, not a curated record. Bases 453 to 6956 code for a protein of 2167 amino acids. NCBI's taxonomy places the organism in Eukaryota, Metazoa, Arthropoda, Arachnida, Araneae, Araneidae.
UUUCAUGAUCCGGGAAUGAAGAGUUGAAGUGUAGACUUGUUAUUAUUUUAAUUAAGUAUGCCAGCAAUAAAAAAUUAUUGUUUAAGCUGUUGAAAUUUUCUGUUUUAUAACUGUGUUCCACUUGCUGUUCAUUUGUUAUAUUAUUAUGCCAAAAUAACAUUCUGAUUUCAAUGACUGUUAAUAUUAUAUUGUAUGUCAAAAAUUGCGGCUUUUGCGCAUACAGUUCAAGAAUAUCAGUGACAGUCAGGAAAAUUAUUUAGCAGAAGAAUCUACUGUUGUGAAGAGGAUUAAUACAUUUGAAAUCGUAUUAAAAGGUUAAUAGCAUAUUAUCAGUAAUGGAACUCUUCUAUAUUUGCAAAGGUCAAUUUCAGAUGUUUUCUACUUAAAAAUGUUGGAGUUUUCAAUUAUGAAUCGCCAAAAAAUGUAUUUAUAAAAUUUAAAUUUCACAGUCCAUGGCUAGUAGUGCUGAUUCCAAUGGCUAUAGUUCAGAUGAGGAGGUUUUACGUCCUGUUGUGAAGCGUAAAAAGAAACCAAAAAAUAUUAUUAGUACAAGUGAAUCAGAAGAUGAAGAUAGUGACAUUGAAAUAAAACCAAAAAUAAUUGGAAAACCAUUGAGAUGUGAAAGUGAAGAUGAAAAUAGUAAUAAUGAAGUAGUUUCUUCUGGGUCCACUAUAAAAAAUGGUAAUGAAACUUCAAGUGACUUAAAUGAAAAUGAUCAAGCAGAAAAGUGUGCAAUUUGUUUGAGUAAAUUCUUAGGUCAAGAUAUUGCUACACCUGAAACGUGCGACCAUGUUUUUUGCUUAGAAUGCUUACAGGAAUGGGCCAAGAAUGUUAAUACAUGUCCCAUUGACCGACUUAAAUUCAAUUUGAUCUUAAUACGUCAUCAUAAAGAAGAAAAAAUUAUAAAGACAAUUAUCAUCAACAAUUCAACACUGCCAUCAUAUUCAGAUUCUGAAACUGAAUCAGUCUCGCAGACCUUAGAGCCACUUGUACAGAAUUUAUCAAGUUCUGCUUUCCGUCUCUAUAGAUCUUUCAAUAGUAGAAGAACCACAUUAAUCAGUUCUAGAAUUGAUUAUUGUGAUUUAUGUGGAAGAGGUGAAGCCCCUGUUUUAAGGUGUCAUGAGUGUAGAAAGGCAUAUCAUCUCUAUUGUAUUUCAUCUUCAUUGGAAUCCAGUGGAUCUGAUCCUUGGAAAUGCCCUGAUUGUGUAAAUGAUGCUGUAUUGGCCAGACACUGUCAAAAUUCAUCAUCUUCUGCUUUUCGACCUUAUCAUGCAUUAAGUGGUAGCCGUAGAACUCAUUCUCCUACUAAUUCAAAUUUACGAUCAAAAAGAUCUGUAAAUAAAGAAUUCAAAAGGUUGCGUCGGGGAUUCUUAUAUUUCGAAACAUUCUUCAGGAAUUCUUUGUCAUCUUCAGAUUCAUCAGAUGAAGAAACUGAUCACAGAUCUGUUCCUUCCAGAUUAUAUCAGAGACCUGUAAUUUCAUCAGUUACAAAAUCUCGAUGUCCUUUAUUGAGUAAACGAAGGAAUGAAGUAUGCCGUGCCCGAAAUCAAGCUUUGGUUUCAGCAGCAGCUUCGGCAGCUCCAGAAUCUAGACCAUUAUACAAUGGUGACUCUGAUGAUGGUUUAAAUGAUUACAGGGUAAUAUCAGCACCUGUUACUGAAAAUUUUGAUGUUGUUGGCAGCAUCCUUGAAAGUCAAACUCUUCUUCAUUGCCCUGAUGUUCUAACUCUAAGACGAGAUGGAACGUUAGUGCGAAGCUCAAAAAGUGAAAGUAGUUCCAGACGACUUCCUUCUUCUGAUCCGCUAUCACCAGUGAAUAAUUCUGAGGAUAGCAGUCAAAGUUCCUUUUUAAAUUCAUCCUCUAUUAGUGACAAUGCAAUAUCACCCUUUUUAAACUCUGUCACAGCAAAACAAAGACCACUACAUCCAACUCAGAACAAUUCAACAAAAUAUAGUGGCACCUCAAUGCAAGCUUAUAGUUGUAGCUCUGCUGGUGCACCCAUGGAGAGAUCUAUGAACUACGAUGACAACCCAAGUGCUAGACCAUCAGUUGGUGCUAAUAGUAAUGAACGAUUUGGAAAUGAUCCAUAUUCUUCAAUUGUUCAGAGAAACUUUUGUGGUGCAUCUGUUCCUGAUGACAUUAAAAAAGAUGGUCGAGUUUCUAAAAGUCAUCAUAGUGAAGAUGAAGUUGACAUAUACAGUGAUAUAGAAUCUGUAGGUGAAGAAGAUGGUGAAAUAAGUGAAAGAGUUGAUUCUAUGAAAAUCCAUUACAAAUGUGAAGACUCUCAACUGAGUAAUCCGAAUGAGGGUAGUGACUCAAGUGAUAAUGAGCUUGUUAUUGAUGAGGAUCAGCAAGUUGAUGAAGAUAAUGAUAAAAUGAAAGAGCAUCAAGAAUCAACCCAUUCAACUAUGGAGGCAAAUAAUAAUGAUUCUCAAGUUGCUUGUGUGGAAAGUGAAGAGAGUAAUGUUAGCAGUAAUGUAGUCUCUGAUGAUGAUCAAUUAAUGAUUGAUACUAAUCCACCAAAUCCGAACAAUUCUUUUGCUGAAAACAGUAAUGAUGGUUAUAAACCAAGUGACGAUUCUUCUCAAGAAGCAUUCCAAAAUGAUGAAAGUAAUCAUUCUAAAUCAGGUGUUGAGAAAGAAAAUGCUUCUAAAAAUGAAUCGGACAGUGAUGCUGGUCCUCAUGAAAGUGAUGUUGACAUGCAGGGCGAGGAAGAAAAUUCUGCAGACAGUGCGAAGAAAAGUGACCAGGAAGAUAUCAGUACUCCAUGUGCUAGCUUAAAAUCGUCUCCAAAAUCAUUCAAAGGUGAGACUAGAGAUGGUUUUGAGAUGCAGUGUGAAAAUAGUGUUUCAAAUGAGAAUAGUGGAUACUGUGAUAACAACUCUUGUUAUGAGGAAGACGAAUCCAAAGAGGUUUAUGAGGAAGUAUCCAACAUGGAGAAUGAAAAUACUUGUGAUUCUGUCUCCCAAAUGGGAGAGACUGAAAAUUUUAAUAGUGGAAACAAUUCUAAUACUAGUGAUCAGGUUUCACAUGCUGAAGUAAAUGAAAAUUCUCAAAUUGAUAAUAAUUCUAACUUUAGUUUCACUAGUGAUCAACAAAAUGCUGAGAAUAGCGAAACAGAUACAUUUAAUGAUUCUAAAGUUAAUCAAGAAAGUGAUCAGCUUGCUGAUAAAUCAGAGCUGGUAGAUAUUUGCAAUGAUAUCACUAUGAAAUCAGAUGAUGAAGAUAAUGCAGACUCAUUAGAAAAUGCCAGCACUCCAUGUUUAGAUGAAAACCUUGAAGGUCAAAUAGAAAAUUCACCUAUUCAUGAUGAGAAUUUUGAUGAUGAAGGCCAGGAGUUUGAGUCAUCCUCACCUAAUAAUAUAGAAUGCAGUUUCAAGAAAGAUGAAGCUACUGAAGAAAGAGUUGAGCCUGAAGAAACUAAUGAUGAAAAUCUGCAGAAAGAACCUCCAGAAAGUGCUGUUGAUCUAGGCAUAGAAGAUAUUUCUGAAGCUGGCAGUGAAGAAAUAGGAGAAGAAUAUACCGAGGAACCUUCAACUAAUAAUGUCGAAAAAGAGUCAGAAGAUCUUGAGCAGAAGGUGUCUAAACAUUUUAGUCCUGACAAGAACAAAGACAAUGAUAUGGAGAUUGAACAUUCCCGAAAAUCAAAUGAUUACAACAAGCAUACACCUCCUCAUUCUAACCAGUCUUAUGAAGAUCGUGAAGAAGGAGAAAUAAUUGAAGAAAGGCCGGUUCAUCGAUGUAAGAAAAAGAAAGAUCGUUUCCGUGAAGAUAGUGGAGAUUAUGGUGAUUUUGCACCCAGAAUAAAUAUCUCAGAUUUACCUAGAAUACCAAAAUUGAAACGUGAUAGGGAUAAGGAAAGCAUACCAGAAACAAUAUCUUUUGAAAACAAGAGAACUAGUGUGUUAAGUAGGGUUGAUCUUGGAGGAGUGGAUAUUAGUUGGAAAAGACUUUCUAAACACACCAGAGAAAGAAGCUAUCGUGAUGGAAGACCUAAAGAUGAGAGGCUAUUAUAUCGUGAAAGAGAAUCAAGAAAUAAAGAUAAAUCUGAUUCAGGUCGGAAAAGUGAUAGCAAAAAUUCUGAGCGGCGUAGAGAAGAAAAGAAAUUAGAAUCUGAAAAAUUAAAAAAUGAUUAUGAUUCACGUUCCCGCAAAAGUGAGAAAAGCAAAAGUAGUGAUUGGAAUUAUUCUGACCGCGAAAAGCGAAAAUCACGCAAGGAAAAACAUUCCAAAGAUAAGCAUUCAAAAGACAAAAAGGAUAAGCAUGAUAAGAGUAAGCAUUCUAAAGAUGAAGAUAAAUAUGAAAGAGAGAAAUUAAAAGAUGAAUUACGAUAUGAUAGAGAUGCAAGGUAUGAUAAGGAGGAUCGUUUUGAAAGAAUUGUAUAUGAAAAAAGCAAGUUUAAAGAUAAGGAGCACAAAAGUAAGCAUAAAGAUCGCAAAAGUGAAAGUAGCAAAUCGAGUAAAGACCAUUCUCGUGAGAAACACAAACAUUCACAUUCGAGUGAUCAUUUCUCUGAUAAGCAACGAGAAAGAGAAGUUCGAAAGAUUGAUGAUAAAUUAAAAAUAGUUGUAGAACAAAAGGAAAGCCGAAAAGAAAAAUCAAAGCACAAAGAAAGAAAAGAAACAAAACAUGAAAAAAAGCAGAUUCUUCAAAGAAAAAUUGAAAGUGAAAGAAGUCCAUACUCUGAAUUAACAUCAAUAGAAUCCAAAGAAAUUUUUGCUAAAGGUGACAGUAUCAUUAUUAAUGUUAAUUUCAAUCGUGCCUCAUCUCCUAAAGUAAGUGCCACAUCAGAGGGGGGUGAUUCUGAUAUAAAAGAUAAGAAAGUUUUAUCUGAAGAUAAGAAAUUAGAUGAACCUGUGGGUUCUGAUGAAAUAAAAACUAAAACAAAACAUUCUUCUGCUGAAAAAAGUAAAAACUCAGAUAAUUCAAUUUGUAAACGACCAGUUACACCACCUGAAAAAAAUCCAGUUUUAUCUGUUAGUGAAUGUUAUUGGCAGGGUGUUGAUGACCCUGAUGGUAAUCAUACACCAGUCUCUGAAAAAUCUGAAGAAGAGACUUGUGCAGAAAAUGAGAACGAUGUAGGAUCUGCUAAUGGAUUUGAGACUAAUAAUUUUUCAAAUAGUAGUAAUAGUCCUGAAACAAAAUCGCCAUUAGCAUCUAAAGAUAAUAAUUCAGUUUCUGAAGAGCCUUCUUUCAUAUCUGAUAAAGAAACGAGCAACACUGUAUCAAAAGACAAUGAAAAUUUCAGCUCUAAAAGAAGGUCUCCUCGUUCUCCGUCACCUCCAUCACCUGCUGAUAAUGAUAGCUAUGAUCCAUGUGAACCAACUAAAAGUCCAUCUCCACCACCUAUGCCUCCAGCACCACCCCUACCUACUCUGAACCCUAAACCACCACCUUCUCCUGAGCUUCCACCUCUGCCUCCAGAACCUGAACCAAUUGACACGCGUGAAGAUCUUCAUAGUCACAAGCUAAACACAUCAAGUGAAUUUGUUAGUGUUUCUACUGCUGUAGUGUCUAGUGCUGUUCAGCCUAAUAUGGUACACACUCAAACAUCAGUGGCUAGUCCCAUUUCAGUCCAGAGUGUGUUAUUGCCACCACCUAGUUUUAUGGCUCAUGUGUCUUCAGCUGCUACUAAUUUACCUGGAAUGUCUCCUUUAGUGCCGACAAGAAAUGGUGGUUUCCAAAUGGGAAAUCAUGCAACAGUGAUGUUACCUGCUAACCAUUCACAACAGGUAAUGAGUAGUACUUUUAUGCCGCAUAUGGCUGGAACCAGUACCUUACCACCACCACCUAAUCCACCUAACAUGGCACAUAUGAGCACAGUGCCACCACCUCCACCUCCUCCUGCUGGUAUGACAUUACUUCCUCAAACAAGGCAUCCUCGUCUCAGUCUCCAACCACCUUUAACACCUAAUUCAUUAUUACAAAGUUUAACAAUGGCCCAUACUAUGAAUGCUCCACCAAUGCAGAUGAUUCAUCACUUGCCUCCCAAUAUUUCUGGUAUUCUUGCUAAUCAUCAAUCCCCUGUUGUGUGUACUUCACAAAGUCAGCCCACAAGUCUUCCUGCAAGCAUUGCAAAUCAACAAGUCUCAAGAAUGGUAUUUUCACAAAACCAACUUUUAAAUCAUGGCACCCUUUUGCAAAAUCAAAAUAUUAGUGAUAGCAACAAAUCUCAGGGUAGUGCUGUUAAUUUCAUUUCAUCACACAUUUUAUCCAUGGCAACCAGCAGCAAUUCUCAGCAGAAAACUGAUAAACUUUCUAAACCAUCGCCAUCUGUCGAAAAGAAUGAAGUUGUUGAUAUGGAAGUUGAUACUCCAUAUUCACCCGGGGAUUCGCCUUCUGUUGAAAACAGCCCUGCUGAUUACUCUCCAGCUACAUCACCUGUUCCUUCAUCUCCAAAAACUAAAGAUGUUUUUGAUAGCUUAUUUCCUGCAGAUCAAAGGACUUCAGAGAAGCGGACUCUUGAUACUAAUGAAAAGUUCAAACACUAUUCAGGAUCUAAAAAAUCAAAACAUGAGCACAAAUCAGACUCAAAAGCACGGCAUUCAGUGCGAAUGCAAGUCAAGGACAAAUAUAAAAAGUCUAGAAAGGAACUUAAAAGUGCCGAAAAAAAGGACACUGUUACAAAGUUAGAAGAUUCUCAAUUAAAAAUCUUGGAUGAACUUCCUAGUUCUGCUGUGGAAAUGCAAGUGAAAGAAAAGUUUUUGAAGAAAUUGAAUCGACAAGAACGUGUUGUAGAAGAAGUCAAGUUAGCCUUAAAACCAUACUAUAAAUCAAGAGAUGUAACAAAGGAAGAAUACAAAGAUAUACUUAGAAAGUCUGUGCCGAAAAUAUGUCAUAACAAAUCUGGUGAAAUCAAUCCAGUAAAGGUUAAAAAUCUUGUAGAAUGUUAUGUUAAGAAAGCUAAACAUGCAAGAAAGAAAGGUGACAAAAAGAAAUCAUCUAAAUUUUCAUGAUAGAGAACUGAGCAUUUAUUAUUAUUUUAAUGGAUUUUUUAAUCUGAUUGUGCUUGACUCUUGACUGGUGAAAAAAAAGUCAUUGUGCAAAAAAUUCUUUAUACAGCAUUUAAUGAGAUGUACUAUUUAUUAUAAAACUCUCGAGGCUGGUACUGUAUAUAGAAAAAAAAGAAAAAAAAAAGUCUCGAGAAAUAUGCUCUGAACUUUACAAAACGAUAUUUUUCCUUGCUAUUUCAGUCAUAUAAAUCAAUUUGUACAGUUUGCCAGAAAUAGUAUAAAUGUAAAAACAACAGCUACAAAAGAAGUAGAAACAAUGUUAUUUUUCUUCUGAAUCUGUUGGUCUUCUGUCAUUUUUUCAAUAUCAGCAAUCUACUGGAAAAUCCUUAACUACUCCCAUAUGAAACAUAAGGUCAUACUAUGCAUAGUUGUAAAUAAUCAUCAAAUUUGAAUAUGGUACUUACAUUUUCCAAUAUGACAAAUUAUUCACAAUUUCAGUAUGCUGAAAAAUACAUCUGUAUGGCGAAAAGUUUGGUGGAACCAACAAAAGUAAGCAAUAACAGCACAAUCCCAAUAUAAAUAGACAGAGUGAAUUUCUUUUCCCUCUUAUUGCAUAACUUAUGUGUUUGUACUAUUCUUUUUCUUUAUUUUGUUGCUUGUAUGCUUUUAUCUCUACCUAGAAAAUAGGUAUUUAAUUCUUUAUGGUUGAUUUAUGUAUAUGUCUAUGGAAUUGUUGAAUUUAGAGUAAUUUUAUUCUUGUUUCUUUUAGUUUAUUUUUGUAUUGUGAAAUGUAAUGCAUAUUAAAGUUUAGAAUAUAAUUAUAGUGAAAAAGCUACUGCUACAUGCUCAUUUUCACUAUUUCUUUUAAAAUGGAGCUUCUGAUCUUUUUUAAUUUUGUGGUCUUAUUUUAAAAAUAAAUCAGAGAAAAAUUCCUCAAUCCUAUUUAUAAACAAUGUUUUUUUAUGAUUCAAAGUGUACUUGCAUGUAUGUUGGGUGGGGGAGUGGAAAUUCCAGUAUCUUGAUCAAUAAAAUCUAUGUUUAUUUAUAAAAUUUAAUUAUAUAUUUAAAAUCCAGAUAAUUUCUCCUGUGAUAUUUGUUUUCUAAAAUGAAUGCAUUUGUUAGUAUAAAAUUUAUGCAUAUUACCAAUUUGGUACCUGACCCUAUGUUUUAAGAUAUCUUGCUUUAAAAUCUUAAAAUUUUAUGAAUAUAUUUAUAUGUUGCAUUUGUUGAUUCAGCACAUUUUUAUAAGAAAUAAUGCUUUUAUCUAUUACUAUGAAAUUAAAUUGUAAUAAACUCUCACCUGUAAAUAAAUUAAAUACUGAAAAUAAAUAGAAAAUCAAGGAAAUCUUUUUAGAUAAAUUAAUUCCCAAAUAUUAAUCUUCAGAUUCAUUGAUUUUGAUCACAUUGAUUCAUUGACCUGAGGAAGUAAAUAAAGUUUCUGCAUGUUUAAAAAAUUUUGAAGUGGUUUUACUUUCUGAAAAACCAUUUGUAAGUUUUAUGUAUUUGCUAUAUCUUCGAAAAAGCCCGAAAUUAUAAUUAUUUUUCUCUCCGCAUACAUGCAGUAAUCUUUUAUAAAAGUUUUAUCUUUCAUUGAAACUUUUCUCUGGUUAUUUGAGAGCUUCCAUUUGAUAGGAAUAAAAAUUUGAUGUCAAAGGCCUUCCAACUGAGAAGUCGCUUUUUAAAAAGAAAUUUUAACAAGUUCAUGGUCCAGUUAUGAAUAUGAAAAGAAUGCUAAUGCAAAAAAGACAUUAUGAAAUUUUUCAGUAUAGAAUUAUUUUGUUGAAAUAUUAUGUAACUGUUGAAUAUCUCAAAGAAAGUGAAUCUAACAACAAUGGUAAUUUAAUUUGAGAUUUUAAAAAUAUGGUAAAUGUUAUAUAGACUUUAUUUUAGAGUUGCUAAUUUAUAAAGUGUAAUAAUAAUAAUAAUUUUAGUCAAAAAUAUGUUAUGUAAGAAGCAUUAAAAGCUGA